Messenger RNA from Brachypodium distachyon (stiff brome), 1600 nucleotides. RefSeq lists its product as uncharacterized. Lineage: Eukaryota; Viridiplantae; Streptophyta; Magnoliopsida; Poales; Poaceae. The transcript has 3 exons. The record is from RefSeq and is a predicted model, not a curated record. Bases 772 to 1407 code for a protein of 211 amino acids.
UGUUUUUGACGAAAGUUGUUUGCAGGAUAUCUUGCACCAUAUACAUUCCCUUUUGCCACUACGAGAUGCUGCCCAUGCUGCCUGUCUCUCGUACAUUUUUAAGCUCAUGGAGAUGCUUUCCUAACCUUACAUUCAAUUGGAAAACUAUCGGGUUUAAUCUGGAUGAGGACACAUAUGAGACAGCAAAGAAAUUUAAGGAAUAUAUGGCAAGAAUCUACCACAUUUUCGAAAACCACUCUGGCACUGGGGUGAAGACACUUGAGCUCAAUCUUCGCCCAUGGGGCAAUGACUUCACGGCUAGCCAUCUUGACAUUUGGCUUCAAACUGCUGUCAAAUCUGGGAUCUUGGAACUUGUUGUGAACCUUCCUGAUGAUCACAGUCCAAAGUAUAACUUUCGAUGCUUGCUUUUAUCUUGUGCUGCAAGCUCGAUUCAGACUCUUUCCCUAGCAUCUGCUUUCCGCCCGACACUGAUGAUUGGCUGCUUGAGAAACUUGAAAAGUCUAUAUCUGAGACUUGUUACCAUUACUGAGGAGGAACUAGGAUGCUUCUUCUCCUGUUUCCUUGGAGGAGUUCGAAAUUUCCGACUGCAAUGAGAUCACUUCUUCCUUGAAGAUUCCUUCUUAUCUGCAGCGGCUUAGUAUCUUGCGGGUGCGUCGAUGCGAAAGGUUAGAGGUGAUUGAAAUUUACGCUCCAAAGGUCACCAGUUUUGUGUUCAUUGGGCCGCCGACGAAAAUAUCAAUCGUCGACUCGUCUCAACUGGAGACGGUGGUUAUGAAUGGUUCAACUUACUCUGGCAUGUUCCGCUAUGCUGUGACCAAGCUUUAUUCCUUCGCGUCCAAUCUUCACACACUUGUCUUGUUCUCGUAUGGUGAGGCCAUUAAUAGCACUCCGGGGUCAGCUCACAAAUUCCUCCAGCUCAGGCACUUGAAAAUUUAUUUUGAUGGCAGGAAAUUCCAUAGCAGCUUUGACUUUUUAUCUAUGGUUUCUUUUCUCGAAGCUUGCCCUGUGCUGGAAACGUUCUUCUUAUCAGCAGGUUCACGUUUUCGUGGAAGGCAGGAACCAACUUUGAAAGAUACGGAUGCAGAUUCAUGGCACAUUAAGCGGAUUCCAGGAUUCCGCCAUGACAAGCUCAAGAAAGUAUCGAUCACUGGAGUCCAGUCCACAAAGAGCUUGAUUGAGCUAGCAUGUCAAAUUCUUGAGAGUUGCUCAUCACUACGAUGCCUUGUGCUGGACACUACAAGUGGCUAUGAUGAUAGAAGCAUGUGUGAAAACUUGGGGUGGGAAGAUGUCAUGGAAGCCCUCAAAGGUUUCAAGGCGAUCAAAAGACAUCUCAAGGGGAAAGUUCCCUCUAGUGUUGAAUUAACUGUUUUGAAGCCCUGUGACCGGUGCCAUAUGUCCACACUUUAAGGUCUCCAUGGUGCUAUCCGUUUUGCAUGUGGUCAAAUUUGACCUUUUAAAAUGAGUCUCGCAAAACAGUCCGUAAGAUGAGACUACAUUGCAGCUAAAGUAUGAGGAUUUAUCAGAGAAGUGAAGAGGAUGAUAUUUUACAAGUUCAUGCCUAGUACAUAGCCUUUUUGUCUUGAGGACAGUUUAUGUAAUG